GUGGGUGACAGACGUGGAUUUGUUUGUAAACAAAACCAUAACCUAAUUAUAAAUAAACGUCAAAAGCAACGUUUCGAAUAAUCUUAAAAACAAUCGCUUUAAGUUCAGUUUUUGCUUAAUUCGUACAAUAUUUUUUUGUGAACUAGAAAAAUAUUAAUCUGUUAAAUUAAAUAUUCUUUUUUAUUCAUAUUAAGUGCUAUAAAUUCAGGUGAGGAAAGAUGGUUGCGCGACCACGGUCGCCUUGCGGCGCUCUACUGCCGCAGUUCUACGCUGGGAGGGACAUCUUCAUCACUGGAGCUACUGGCUUUAUGGGAAAGGUAUUGGUAGAAAGGCUGUUGUCAACAUGCCCAGACAUCGGUCGGCUGCAUCUCUUAAUGAGGCAAAAGAAGGGUAUCGCUCCAGAAAAACGCCUUCAGCAACUUAAACAGUCACAGGUAUUCGAUGUCGUUCGCCAAACACAUCCUGCACAAUUAGACAAACUAUGCAUGAUUCCGGGAGACGUCGCACAACCAGGACUUGGCAUAGCUCCACAGUCACUUAAACAAUUGCAGGAGGUGUCCAUUGUAUUCCACUCUGCAGCAACACUGAAAUUCGAUGAGCUAUUGUCAACAGCCGUGGAACAGAACGUGUUGUCAAUUAUACGAAUAAUGGAUCUUUGCGAUACUCUUCCUAAUUUACAGGCCCUCAUCCACGUAUCUACAGCCUACAGCAACCCAGAGCUGAAUACCGUAGAAGAGAAGGUGUACCCCGCUCCAGCGUCACUUCCACGUCUGCUUGCGUUGGUAGAUGCUGUACCGACACCACUUCUUUCCAGUAUAACACCACAGUAUAUAAAGCCCAAGCCCAACACAUACACAUUCACAAAGGCAAUGGCGGAGGAAGCAGUGCGAAGUAGGACCCAUAAAAAUUAUCCCAUCGCUAUCUUUAGACCUACCAUAGUGAUUUCUUCACUCCGCCAUCCCUUCCCCGGAUGGAUCGAGAACCUCAAUGGUCCGAGUGGCGUCAUCGCUGCAGCCGGCAAGGGUCUCCUUCACGUAUUUUGCAGGAAGCCCAACGCAAGAGCUGACCUACUGCCGGUGGAUAUUGCUAUUGAUACUCUGCUGGCUGUAGCAUGGGAAACUGCAGUAGACAAGCUUCCAGAAGUCCGUGUCUACAACUGCAGUACGUACGAGAAUCCUACAACAUGGCUAGAGUUUGAGAAAGCACUUAAACACUAUCUACCUCGCUUUCCAUUAGAUAACUGCCUGUGGUAUCCCAGUGGAUCUGGAGUGGAGAAUCGAUAUGUUCAUAAGAUGCUGCAGUUUUUCCUACAGACAAUUCCACUUCACCUUGCUGAGUAUAUUAUUCGAACAUUCGGAAUCAAAAUGAAGCUUAGUCUAAUAACUGCUGAACAGAAAAUGCGUGCCAUGGAUGAUGUUCUCGCCUUCUUCGCGCUGCGUGAAUGGCAAUUCAAGACUGAGAAUGUAACGAAACUAAAGGAUCGACUCUCACCAAGCGAUGCUGCCAUAUACAAUUUGGAUCCCAAAACUAUUGACUGGACUGAACAAUACAAAAACUUUAUAAAAGGCACUAGGAAAUAUUUGCUGAAAGAAAAAGACCAAGAUAUCGCAGAGGCGAAGCGACACGUUGACAGAAUGUAUUAUUUACACAAAUGUGUCCAAUUCUUCGUGAUGAUUCUGCUCUUCAGGCUUGUGAUACAAAAUAAGUCCGUAAGAGAUGUUGUUUACGGAACUCUUCGAUUCUUGUUCUCUCUUUUAUUUACCACCUUCAAUCAUGUGAUAGGUGGUAUUGCAUGAAAGAGGCAAAUAUAAUAGGAGUUAAUAUAAUAUGCGUACAAAAUACAACAGAAAAUGAACCGCCUAGGAAUAUUUAUUUAUUAAGGAGUUAUUCGCCAGGCCGUAGGGAGAGCCCCUCCAAAAUGUCCUAACCAACACAUUUUUCUUUUUGUAGGUUUAUACUAAAAUAUUUUCAAUUUUUUUUUAGAUCUGUGAUAUGUUAAUUGGAUUCCACGUUCUAUGUAUUGCUAAUUUAUACUUUUGUCGAAAUAUAUUUUCUUGGUUAUUAUUAAGUGCCCCCCGAAAUAUCUUCCUGGCUCCGGCCCUGGUAGCAAGACAUUGUGAUUUUUAACGUAAAUUGUGCAAGAAUGUGAAUAUACGUAAUUGUGCAAGAGUUGCUAGGAAUACAUUUUAUUGUAAGACUAUCAAUAAUUAUAUUGUUUAAGAAUAUUUUUUAUACUAUUUCAUACAUUGCAGUCAUGUAAAUUACGCACUUAUAGGUAAGCUACGUAUUUAAGUUAUUAUUAAGAAACUUUUGUAUCGAAACUUGAAAUGAUGUUGGU
This is a messenger RNA of Pararge aegeria (speckled wood butterfly), 2338 nucleotides long. RefSeq names its product putative fatty acyl-CoA reductase CG5065. Gene Ontology annotation, molecular function: alcohol-forming very long-chain fatty acyl-CoA reductase (NADP+) activity. The record is from RefSeq and is a predicted model, not a curated record. The transcript has 13 exons. Gene Ontology annotation, cellular component: peroxisome. Gene Ontology annotation, biological process: long-chain fatty-acyl-CoA metabolic process. The coding region runs from base 219 to 1796 and encodes 525 amino acids. Lineage: Eukaryota; Metazoa; Arthropoda; Insecta; Lepidoptera; Nymphalidae.